UAUUUAUUUCUUCGUUUAAAAUUGAUGUUUAUAUACUAUAUAUUUUUCCUGGGAGAUUUGUACUUUCAUGGGUUGACUGUGGGCUAAUUGUGGAUUUUGUUGCCUGACCUGCACAUUAGAAGAGUAAAUUUUCCAUCUGCGGGAACAAGGAAAUAAACACACCAUCGGUCAGCUGAUUUCGAUGUGGUCAUGUGAUUUCCUCUGCCUAAAAUCUGUGCAUGGCGAAGACGUUAGUGCUUCAAAAUGGGUCUGACAGAAGCAGCUCCAAGCCUGUUGUGUUUUCUUGCCAUUAUCGUCAGUAAAGGGCUCCCCAGUCCCCUGGCAGGCAAAGAAGCCUGGAACUAUGUCGAGGUGAGAGAGGGGGCCCAUAUGUUCUGGUGGCUUUACUAUGCUGACAGCCGGUCUGCCGGAUACGAGGAGCUGCCUCUGGUCAUGUGGCUGCAGGGUGGACCAGGAGGAUCAGGAAGCGGCUUUGGGAACUUUGAUGAGAUUGGACCUUUGAACAGGGACCUAGAGCCCAGAAAGACAAGCUGGGUACAGGCAGCUAGUGUGUUGUUUGUAGACAACCCUGUGGGCACUGGCUUUAGCUACACUGACAGCCCUGAUGGCUAUGCUACCAAUGUGUCCAUGGUGGCCUCAGACAUGCUGGUGCUGCUCAAACACUUCUUUACAGAGAGGCCGGAGUUCCAGAACAUCCCCUUUUACAUCUUCUCUGAGUCCUAUGGAGGGAAAAUGGCAGCUGCUAUCUCGUUGGAACUCACCAAGGCCAUAGCACAAGGGACAGUGAAAUGUAAGUUUGCCGGUGUGGCCCUUGGAGACUCCUGGAUUUCCCCACUGGACUCUGUCAUGACAUGGGGCCCAUAUCUCUAUACUACUUCACUGUUGGAUGAUUAUGGCCUGGCGGAUGUCAACAGUGCAGCUGAGGCAGUGAAGAAAGCCAUGGAGGAGCAGCAGUUUAAGAAAGCCACUGAACUGUGGUCGGUGACUGAGACUGUGGUGGAGCAGAACACCAAUGGAGUCAACUUCUACAACAUCCUCACCCAGCAACCGGAUGAAAAACUCCACCUACAUUGUGAAGACACGAUGAUUGCAUCCACUCUGCAGAUACGUCGCCACAUUCGUCCUCUCCAUAGCCCCUCGCUGAACGAGCUGAUGAAUGGACCAAUCAGGAAGAAACUUGGCAUCAUCCCCCAGAAUGUCAUCUGGGGAGGCCAGGCGGAAGAUGUGUUCACCAACAUGGCAGGUGACUUCAUGAGGCCAGUGGUGGACAUAGUUGAUCAGCUGCUGACCAGUGGAGUCAAUGUCACUGUCUACAAUGGACAGCUAGACCUUAUAGUGGACACCAUGGGUCAGGAGCAGUGGGUGAAGCGGCUGAAGUGGGAGGGGCUACCUGGAUUUAACAAGCUAAGGUGGACUGCCCUGGAUGACCCCACCUCCCCAGGUGUUACUGGGGCUUUCUACAAGACAUAUAAGAACUUUGCCUUCUAUUGGAUCCUCAAAGCCGGUCACAUGAUUCCUUCAGACCAGGGGCCAAUGGCUUUGGAGAUGCUGAAGAUGAUCACCCAGCAGCAACUCUGAUCCACCCACUAUUAUGCCAGCUGGAAUGGCUCUGACAAUCACAAUGAUCACAUGAUUUGUUUUUUAUUUUUAAUUCAUGUUCUGCUAAACCAAAUCCAAAAUUCCAGUCUUGCUUGAUUACAACAAUAACCUCUGUAUAUUUCAGCCUCUAAUAAAGAUGUUUCUUUUUUA
This is a messenger RNA of Monopterus albus (swamp eel), 1749 nucleotides long. It is a transcript of the gene scpep1, whose product is annotated as serine carboxypeptidase 1. Bases 244 to 1578 code for a protein of 444 amino acids. The record is from RefSeq and is a predicted model, not a curated record. NCBI's taxonomy places the organism in Eukaryota, Metazoa, Chordata, Actinopteri, Synbranchiformes, Synbranchidae. Gene Ontology annotation, biological process: proteolysis. The transcript is spliced from 13 exons. Gene Ontology annotation, molecular function: serine-type carboxypeptidase activity.